This is a messenger RNA of Camponotus floridanus (Florida carpenter ant), 1826 nucleotides long. RefSeq names its product transmembrane protein 64. The record is from RefSeq and is a predicted model, not a curated record. Bases 374 to 1225 code for a protein of 283 amino acids. The transcript has 4 exons. NCBI's taxonomy places the organism in Eukaryota, Metazoa, Arthropoda, Insecta, Hymenoptera, Formicidae.
CAUGUUCAUUUGCCACGCUUCCCACAAUUGUUUACAAUAACUGGAUCAUUGACAGUUAAUUUAAUGUACCGUGGAGAUUACAAUUUUUUUUAUUGAUGAUUAGCAAGAACUUUAUGCGUAAUUGGAAUAACAGAAUUGAAUUGUGUGUUCAUAUAUCUUUUUUUUGACGUAACACUCUUUUAAUAGAUCUGUUAUAUUCCGAUGUCAUGUUGCCAAAUAAUACAUUUAACAAUUGGGACUUUACGAUCUGCGUUGGUUUUAAGACAGUUUACUUCUUCGAUACAUAUUGCGAGAUUUCUCGAAGAGUACGUUGUCGUCGAGGGAUGUCUGGUCGCUGAGAGAUUGUCGAAAAUAUUAGAAAGGUCGAUCGAAUAUGGAUCAGAUCAUCGACAUUGACGAUGUUGAGGAUGAGAUGCACUCGUCCAAGAAUACGACUGUCAGCUGCGUCAAUUCGAACUCGAUAUGCUACGUCGCGAUCACGAUCGCGACCCUGGCCUUCCUCGGCGCCAUAGUCUUCGUCUGCAGGGAUUACAUCAAGGUGCUCCUCUAUUGGAUCGAACAUCAGAACGCCUGGAUGAUCGCUAUAAUCUUCAUUGGCCUGUUCACGGUGGUGUCGUUCCCGAUUGUGAUCGGCUAUCUGUUCCUCAUCAUCGCCAGCGGCUAUUUAUUCGGUGCUGUGCACGGCAUAGCGAUUGUGAUACUCUCUGCGAAUCUCGGCAUAGCCAUAGCCCAUGUCACUCUGGGAUUAUUGUCCACCAGACUGCCGAUAGGCGCCCUCCUGCAAAGCGAUACGGCGAGAGCGAUACUCCGCGUCAUCUCUGGGCCUCAAGCCUUCAAGAUCGUGCUGUUCGCGCGACUCACUCCGAUUCCUUUUGGUCUUCAAAACACUAUUUUUGCGGUCAGUAACAUAGGUGGUUUUCAUUACCACAUAGCGAGCGCGAUAGGAUUGUUGCCGGCGCAAUUAAUCAAUGUCUACUUGGGCAGUAGUUUGAGAUCGAUGCAAGACGUGCUGGAGGAUAGAUCUACGGCUGCAACUGGCUACAUAAUAUUCUGCAUGCAGAUAUUGGUGGGACUCUCGUUAAUGGUUUACAUCGUUCAAAAAGCGCGAAAGGAGCUUCAGUUGACGUUGUUCAAAGCCGACUUCACGUCCAUGGGAAAUUCUCCUCAUUAUAUUCUCGAUGGUCUGCCAGACUCCAAGAUAAUCUUAACGAAUCUAAUUGCGUAAAUUUUUCUUACGCUGAAAUUAUAGACCAUUGCACGAUUGCUUAUUAUGUAGCACAAUUUUUUUUGAUAUCAUUAUUUCUUUCGAGUCUUGCGACUUCUUAUAUUCUCUUCCAGUAUUACGCUAACCUACCAGUGGUGCUUCUAAAAAUCUAUGACUUUCGAAUCUAGGCAUUAUUGUAUAUGAAUCCAUUAAUAGGGAUAACACGUAUUAAGUCUUACCAAAGUUUUAACGUAAUUUUAAUAAUAAACACAAAGUUCAAUGAAGCACGUGAUGUUAUCGAUGUAAGCACGUAUAUUUUCGUAAAUAAUAAUGAACAAAGCGCAAGGGGAAGUCAAUGCAAUUGCGAAUACCGGUGUAUAAAGCUUCCUUGCAAUAAGAGUGUAUAUUAUAAUAUAUAUAUAUAUUGCUCAUACACAUAUAUACAUUUACAUUUACAUUAAUAAUAGAGACUGAGAAACUUUACACUUAUACCUUUUACAUGUUAUCAAUCAAUUAUUGGUCUCUUUCGGUUCAAGUCCGUUUGUUAACAGAAUGUUAAUAUUUAUGCAUUUGUCCGUCUUCUCAUGCGAUAUAUAUUGCAUUUGUAUAUUAUACAUAUAUA